AUGUUACUAUCUCGCCUUAAAGCUCUUGCCCUGUUGUCUCUGGCCUGGUUCGACGGUGUCGGUGCCAGGUCCAUCGAUGCAGGCAUCAAGCUUCUCAAUGGAAGACAGCAAGACAUCGUUACUUGGGAUGACAAGAGUUUGUUCAUCAACGGCAAGAGGCUGAUGAUUUUCAGUGCCGAGUUCCAUGCGUUCAGGAUGCCCGUUCCGUCCCUCUGGCUUGACAUCCUCCAAAAGAUCAAGGCCGCCGGAUACAACUCCGUUUCGUUCUACGUGAACUGGGGGCUGCUCGAGGCCAAGCCGGGAGAGGUCCGCGCCGAGGGCAUUUUCGCUCUCGAGCCGCUCUUUGAAGCCGCCCAGAAAGCUGGUCUUUACCUAUUUGCCCGUCCUGGGCCGUACAUAAAUGCCGAAGUCAGCGGAGGUGGCUUUCCAGGUUGGCUUCAACGAGUCCAGGGAGUCCUGCGAAGCAACGACGAGGCCUACCUUGAGGCCAGUGAAAACUACACAGCUACCCUUGGCAGCAUCAUUGCCAAAGCGCAGAUCACCAAUGGCGGCCCUGUCGUCCUCUUCCAAAUGGAGAAUGAGUACAAUGCAGCCAUCGACCCGUACCCGUUCCCGGACUACGACUAUUGGAAAUUCGUCGACAACCAGUUCCGUAGCCAGGGCGUCGUCGUCCCUUACGUCAAUAACGAAGCCUGGCAGCUUGGGGCCAUCACUGCCUUGACCCCGGCCAAAGUCGACAUUUACGGCCACGAUGCCUACCCCCUGGGCUUUGACUGCUGGAAUCCCACUGUUUGGCCCGCGAACGGCCUUCCAACUGAUUGGCUUGCCACUAACAACAAGCUUGCACCGACGACCCCGUAUACCAUCGUCGAGUUCCAAGGCGGUGGUUUCCAGCCGUGGGGCGGUGCCGGGUUUGAAUACUGCGCAGCACUCCUGAAUCACGAGUUUGAGCGUGUUCUUUACAAGAACAACUACGCCGCUGGCGUCACCAUCUUCAACAUCUACAUGACUUGGGGUGGUACCAACUGGGGCAACCUUGGCCACUCUGACGGCUACACUUCUUAUGACUAUGGAGCACAAAUCAGCGAGGAGCGCCUCGUCAACCGUGAGAAGUACAGCGAGACCAAGCUACAGUCCAAUUUCCUUCACGUUUCCCCCGCCUAUCUUGUGGCUGACCGACACAACUCUUCUCUCGAAUGGACGAACAACGACGCAAUCACCGUCACCCCUGCUACGACCAACUCGACCAAGUUCUACAUUGCAAGACACACCCAAUACGAGUCCCUUGAGACAGUGUCUUACAAGCUGAAAGUAAAAACUGUUGGCUACGGGGAACUCGAAGUGCCCCAGCUCAGCGACAGCCUCUAUUUGACCAGGAGAGACUCCAAAAUCCACGUCAGCGACUACCCCGUCGGCGACAAGAAUCUGGUAUAUUCCACGGCCGAAAUCUUCACCUGGAAGAAGUACGAGAACAAGACCGUCCUUGUUGUCUACGGCGGCCCCGGCGAACAUCACGAAUUAGCCGUCGAGGGCGAGGAGGCCGAUGUGACCGACGAGAACGUCAUUGAGGGCUCCGAUGUCUCCAUCGAGCAGAAAGACGGCUACACCGUCCUCGGAUGGGCUGUUUCGGACGAGCGCAAGGUUGUUCGCGUGCAGUCCAACCUCUACGUCUAUCUUUUGACCCGCAACGAGGCCUACAACUUCUGGGUCCCCCCGGCAGUCGGCGACUUCGCCACCUGCGACGUGAUUGUCAAGGCCGGCUACCUCAUCCGCAACGUUGCAGUCGGCGGCGACUCUCUGGGCUUCUCCGGCGACGUCAACAGCACCACCACGAUCGAGGUCAUCGGUGGCGUCCCGACCCCGCUCAAGAGCUUGACCUUCAACGGCAAGUCUCUCGACUUUGAGCAGAACGAACACGGCGUCGUCACCGCGACUGUCGAUUUCGCUGUCCCCGAGAUAAAGCUUCCUUGCCUGAGCCGGAUGAGCUGGAGGUACAUCGACAGCCUGCCCGAGAUCAAACCCGGCUACUCGGACGAGCUUUGGGCCGACGCCGACCUGGAAGAGACGUACAACACCGCCCACCCGCUCAAGACGCCUGUCAGCUUGUACGGGGGCGAUUACGGAUACCACACCGGCUCGCUGCUGUACCGCGGCCGUUUCAAAGCUAACGGCGAGGAGUCGAUCUUCAACGUCACGACGCAGGGGGGGAACGCAUACGGAGCCUCUGUCUGGUUGGACGGCGAGUUCAUCGGCUCUUGGGUUGGGGACGCCGUCACGCCCGGCCGCAACAGCACCUUCGCGCUGCCCAAGCUGACCAAGGACAGAGAAUAUGUCUUCACGGUCGCCGUCGACCACAUGGGCCUAAACGGAAACUGGGUCGUCGGCGAGGAGCAGCAGAAGAACCCCCGCGGCAUCCUCGACUACGGACUCUCGGGCCACGAGAUGUCCGACAUCAGGUGGAAGAUCACCGGCAACCUCGGCGGCGAGGACUACACCGACAAGGAGCGCGGCCCCCUCAACGAAGGCGGCCUUUUCGCCGAGCGUCAGGGGUAUCACUGGCCCGAGCCCCCCUCGCAGUCCUGGGAGGCCAGCAAGGGUCCCACUGUUGGGAUCGAGACAGCCGGCAUCGCCUACUACUCGACGACGUUCGACCUCGACCUCCCCGCCGGCUUCGACAUCCCCCUGUCCUUGACGUUUGCCAACACCACUGAGUCCGCCUACCGCGCCCAGAUAUUCGUCAACGGGUACCAGUUUGGCAAGUUCGUGCACCAUAUCGGGCCGCAAACUCGAUUUCCCGUGCCCGAGGGCAUCCUCAACUACCAGGGUCCAAACCACCUCGGCAUCACUCUAUGGGCCAUGGAGGAGGGCGGCGCCAAGAUCGAGGGUCUUAAGUGGGAGGUCGGCAUGGUCAGCGCGACUGGCUUUGGAAAGGUUGAGCCUGCGCCGCAGCCGAAGUGGGCCAAAAGGGAAGGGGCAUACUGA
This is a messenger RNA of Colletotrichum graminicola M1.001, 2982 nucleotides long. Its product is annotated as glycosyl hydrolase family 35. Gene Ontology annotation, molecular function: beta-galactosidase activity. The record is from RefSeq and is a predicted model, not a curated record. The transcript is spliced from 10 exons. Gene Ontology annotation, biological process: carbohydrate metabolic process. Gene Ontology annotation, cellular component: vacuole. Lineage: Eukaryota; Fungi; Ascomycota; Sordariomycetes; Glomerellales; Glomerellaceae. Bases 1 to 2982 code for a protein of 993 amino acids.